AAACCGGGACCCCAAACCGGGACCCCCCAACCUGCCCCGGGGGGACCCGCGGGGGCGGGGCCUGGCGGGGCGGGGCCUGGCGGGGCGGGGCCCGUCGCGGCCCGAUGACGCCAUCGCCCCGCGCCGGCGCGGCGCAGCCAUGGCGGCGCUGGGCCCGCGGGCCGAGGCUGAGGGGCGGCGGCGGCUCCUCCGCGCCCUGACCCGCCUGCAGGCCUGUGCCAGGGGGUUCCUGCUGCGGCGGCGGCUCCGGCGGGCGCGGGAGGACUUCGAGGCGGCCGUGCUGGAGAUCGACGGGGACCUGCGGGAGCUGCGCUGGACGGGGCAGCUCCUGCUGCGGCCGAGCUUCGGCCCCGACCCCCGCGGGCCCGCCCAGCCCCUUUUCCUUCCCCUGUAUCAUAUCUCCUUUCCCCCCCCCAUUUCCAUCCCUCCCCUGUCUCCCCUCUGGCAGCCCUUGGAGCCCCGGGAGACCAGCACCAAAAACCCUCUGGAGGAGCCUGAACCCCCUGAACCAGAUGGGACCCCCCCAGCCCCCCUGCAGGGCAGGACAGCCCCGACCCCCACGGGCCCAGACAACACCCUGAGCCCCCCAAAUGUGGGGGUUGAGGGUGACAAAGGCACAGAAAGGGAGAGCAAGGAGUGGGACAACGACAGCAGCGAGACCUCGGUGUGGGACAGCUCUGACCUGGGCACAGAGACCCUCGGAGCCCACCCGGAAAUCCCUCUGGGGGACCUUCCCCAGACCCGCUCCGGGCUCCAGGCCUACAGGACCCACCUGCUCAUGGAGCUCAUGUGGCUGCAACAGGCCAUUGCCAGCAGGAAAAAUUUCUUGAUGCUGAAGCGGAAGCUGGGGAUUCCUGACUCCUUGGAAGGCAUUCCCAACCCCCUGGAUGGGUGUGGGGAAGCCGUGGAGCUGCAGCACCACGGGUGACCUCAGGGGAGCUCCAGCUCCGUGGGUUGAUGGUUUUAACUUCAGCAGAAGCUUCUUAGUUCUUGUAGAUGUGAGUGUUUGGUCAGAGCAGGAUUAAACACUGUGGAGCCAGGGAGGUUGUGGUGUGUGCUGGAGGGAUUCCCAGUGAGGAUCCUUCCACAAGGACCCCAUUCCUGUUGGCUGAACUGGGUGAUCCGGGGGGGGAAAUGGAGGAUGGGAAGAUUUUUCACUUACAGAAGGUGCUUUUGGACUGAAAUGCCUGAAGGCAGCAGGUGCUGGGAGCUGCAGGAACAGCCUGUUCCCCUCUGAACUGUGUGGGAAUCUGAGCUGUGUGUUUGGGAGGGCUCUGCACUUCACACCUCUGCGAUCUCCAGGAUCUCCAAGUGCCCGUGGUGGAUUUUGGGAACACUGGACCGGUGCCUCAGGGAGGUUGGGAGGUGCUCUAUCUGUUCCUGUAGCUCAGGAACAUUCCAGGUCCCUGGAAAAGGGACUUUCCACAUGGUGCUGUGGUUCCCCCCCGUGAUUCCCUCUCUGCAUUCCUGCUGCCUGAACAGCCUCUGUUGCCAGGUGGCAGAUGGAUCCCCCUGUUCCAGAAUAGAUCCCCACUUGUUUGUGAAUAAAAAGCUUUCCUAAUGCUCCUC
Molecule: messenger RNA, 1569 nt
Organism: Chiroxiphia lanceolata (lance-tailed manakin)
Lineage: Eukaryota; Metazoa; Chordata; Aves; Passeriformes; Pipridae
Gene: IQCC
Product: IQ motif containing C
Exons: 5
Coding region: 140-928 (262 amino acids)
Molecular function (GO): protein binding
Source: RefSeq, a predicted model, not a curated record